Molecule: messenger RNA, 2055 nt
Organism: Nerophis lumbriciformis (worm pipefish)
Lineage: Eukaryota; Metazoa; Chordata; Actinopteri; Syngnathiformes; Syngnathidae
Gene: vrtn
Product: vertebrae development associated
Biological process (GO): regulation of transcription by RNA polymerase II
Cellular component (GO): chromatin
Source: RefSeq, a predicted model, not a curated record
AUGAUCCAGAGAAAGGAGGUGGUCCUGUCAGUCCUGAAGGAUCUCCAGGAGGCCACAGAGAACGCAGGCCUGGAGGUUCUGACCAGGAAAGCUUUGGAAGUGGAUCAGGUCCUGGCUCCCUUCCAGCUGCCUCGCAUGCCCUGCCAGGACUUCCCUGAGUGGGUCGGAGUGGACGACAUCGCUCAAGCGUUGUACCCGGGGGACGCACCUGUGGACCUAUUGCCUCUUCACUGUAAAGGAAGAGGCAACCUGUUGUUUGACGCCGCCAGCAUGUUGCUCAUGGGCAAUAGUGCACUUGGCUUGGAGCUUCAGGUGAGGACCGUAGUGGAAAUGGUCCUGUGGAAGAGGUACUACUUGUCAGGCAUGAUUGACUCCAAGAUGAUGCUGCAGGCAGUGCGCUUCAGCCUCUGUGCUGAAGAAUCAGAGGAAAUGCUAAACCUGCCGGCGACCGUACUGGAGGCCAUCUUUGAUGCCGACGUCAAGGCCUCGUGCUUCCAGGGCUCCUAUGCCAACAUGUGGCAUGUGUACGCGCUGUCGUCUGUGCUGCAGUUCAACAUCUACUCUAUUUACCCCAUGUUCAACCUCAAGAUACGGCCCUACUUCAACAGACUCAUACGGCCAAGGAAGUGGCCGCAGGACUCCAAGCCACAAACUCUGCACAUCAUGUGGUCUGGUGAGCUGAAUUCCGAGUCCUUGUUCAGACCAAAUCAUUUUGUGGCAUUGGUAAGAGCAAGCGACUUCACAGUGAAAAGUCCUGACAGCGAGCCAAGGCUCUCGCCAACGAAAACUGAUGAACUCCCGAACCACCAGCCGCAGUUCUCUUAUCCCAGUCUGAAGGACAAGUACAACAUCACUAAAAGGACCUUUUACCGCUGGAAGAGGCAGUCUCAGGAGCACUGCAAGAAGUCGGCAGCCCGUUACGAGGCGAAGUACUUCCUGCAGGCGUGCUACCUGGAAGGAAAACUCCUCCCGCUGCACCAGUUCAAAGCGUUCUUUCCCGAAAUCUCCCGCUCGUCUUACUACAACUGGAAGCACGAGCUGCUGAAGUCUGGGGGAAACUUCUCUACUUCCUCGUCCACAGGAGAGAUCAGUCCUGGGGAGAGCACAGAGCAGGAAGUAUGGUCCUCGCCGGAAACCAGGCAGGACGAGUCAGACCACCACGACAGUGUGGCCAGCAUGUUUGGCCUCAACAUGGCCGUCCUGGAUCUGGACAGGGUCCAGAAUGUGGUCCACAUGCAGGAAGCCAAACGCUGCUUGCAGAACUGCAUCGCCAUGAACACCUCCUUACCCUUCAGGAUCUUCAAGCGUAACUUCCCGGGAAUCUCCAGAUCCACCUACUACAACUGGAGGAGGGAAGCCAUGUUGUUCAGCAGAGGUUACAAAGCCAGCGCUUGCAGCAGUGAGGACAGCUCAGAUGUCGAUAAGUGCCACAGUCCUAAAAGUCUCUCACCCACCCCCCACAAUAUCGCUCGGGAAAUUGUGCCCAGAACAACAAUCUUCAGGCGGCAGCAUAGAAGUUUCCACCUAGCCUACGUGGGUAAGAAACAACUGCGAGACGGCGCUAAACUGCUCGUCCAGAAGUCCAAAUUAUCCUUAAGCAAGUUCAAGCUCAGGUUUCCGUCCUUGUCUCUUUGCUUCUUCUGGCUCUGGAAGAACAGCAGAAGGAAGUCGAAGGCAGCCAAUCAGAGGCCAGAAGCCCCUAAGGUGGAGCAAAGGCCCCUGACCAUCGCCACAGAAAUAAUGAUGGCGGACAACCACAGGGUGCUCCCGUUUAUGGUGCCUCCCACAUACGUAGCUCGUCCCAACAUAGCUGCCCUCAGCACCCCGCAACCCCAGCGCAGCUUGGUGGGGGCGCCGCCGGACGAGCGCAUGCUAGAUGUGGUAACGCUGGCCAACUUCAAGGCCAAAGCCAAGCUGUUUCUGCAGCAGCGCUUUGAGGAGAAAUCCUUUCCCAGCUUCAAGGAGUUCCGCUCCUAUUUUCCCUUCACCCCACGCUCCACCUACUACAUGUGGAAACGGGCACUGCAUCACGGGGUGUCGCUGGUUCACGGCUAG